AUGUCAAAGUUUCUGACACCAAAAGAAGCGCAUGAGCCAGAUUUUAACGCCGAUCCUCUGAAAAGCAAAGAUAAGGAUUAUGAGAGCGAAGAAGUCCAUAGAUAUGAUAGUGAUGAUGACUUAUCUGCAUCAUAUAAUUCAACCCACUUUUCAACUACGGAAGAUAAAAUUAUGAAAGACCAUGAUCUAAAAUUGAAGACUUUUGAAGCUCUUAACUUUGAUUCUAAUAAUGGGGCAGCUUAUAGCCCUUCGUCAACAAUAAAAAGGAGAUCUUCUGUCAUAGAUUUUCCUCCUCUGAAUUUUCCAGGUAAGGUUCUUUACAAUUCGAGAUUCGAUGGUUCCUCUAAAGUUGGAAAAGGGGAGGAAAUUGCAUCCAAUGCUCACAUGCUACCUGAAGGAUAUGCGUCAGACGAAUUGAUAGAGCUCUUUCAAAACGUUAAAACCUGCCUUGAUUUGCGGCACAAAUACUUAAACAACUCGCUUCAGUCGAAUGAAUUGGACAAUCCUAAAAAUGAGGAUGGAUGGGUGAUAUAUCCACCGCCACCACGUCCAACUUAUAAAUCCAAAAACAGAUUUAAUCAAUUACCUAGGAGUGCCUCCGAGAAUGAGGAAGAGUUUGACUUUCAAAAGUGCUUAAUACCUGAAAAAACAAAUGAUUAUUAUUUUAAGAUAGAUGAUAAUGAUGUUUUUAACGCCUACAGAAGAGACAACGAUGAGCCGAUUUCCAAAGUCCCAAGUUUACGUGACUAUUAUGUAGACUUGAAUAAGAUCGCGAAGUUUUCAUCUGACGGUCCCUCAAAAUCAUUUGCGUUCAAACGAUUGCAAUAUUUGGAGACAAAAUGGAAUCUCUACUAUUUGCUUAAUGAAUUUGAAGAAAAUAAGCAGUCUAAGCGUAACCCCCAUAGAGACUUCUAUAAUGUCCGUAAGGUUGACACCCAUGUGCAUCACUCGGCUUGUAUGAAUCAAAAACAUUUGCUUAGAUUUAUUAAAUACAAAUUGAAGACAGAGCCUGACGAGCAAGUUAUUUUCAGAGAUGGUAAAAUUUUGACGUUGGCGGAAGUAUUCGAGUCCUUGCACCUUACGGCGUAUGAUCUUUCGAUUGACACUUUAGACAUGCAUGCACAUAAAGAUACCUUUCACAGAUUCGACAAAUUUAAUCUUAAGUACAAUCCAAUCGGUGAGUCAAGAUUAAGGGAAAUAUUUUUAAAGACAGACAAUUUUAUUAAUGGAAAGUAUUUGGCUGAAAUCACAAAACAAGUUUUUGAGGAUCUUGAAAGCUCAAAGUAUCAGAUGAGUGAAUUGAGAAUCUCGAUUUAUGGUCGCUCAAUUCAUGAGUGGGACAAACUUUCGGCUUGGGUAGUUGAUAAUAAACUUUUCAGCCAUAAUGUCCGUUGGUUAAUUCAGAUCCCCCGGCUCUAUGACCUAUACAAGAAAAAUGGAAAUGUUCAGACCUUUAACGAUAUCUUGAGAAACAUUUUUCAACCUCUUUUUGAAGUAAGCAUUGACCCAAAAUCUCAUCCGAAAUUGCAUGUGUUUUUGGAAAGAGUUGUGGGUUUCGAUUCUGUUGAUGACGAGUCCAAAAGUGAGCGAUUAUCGGAGUCAAGGAAAUAUCCUAGAGCAACGGAAUGGAAUUUCUCUAUCAACCCUCCAUAUUCGUAUUAUGUGUAUUAUCUUUAUUGUAAUAUGACUCCUUUAAAUCGAUUGAGAGCUCAGUUAGGGUAUAAUACAUUUGUCUUGAGACCACAUUGUGGAGAAGCAGGGGAUCCUGAACAUCUCAUUAGCACCUUUUUAACCUCACAUUCUAUAUCACAUGGAAUUAUGUUGAGAAAGCUUCCGUUCAUUCAAUACUUAUAUUAUUUGGAUCAAAUUGGUCUAGCCAUGUCACCUUUGUCAAACAAUGCAUUAUUUUUGACGUAUGAUAAAAACCCUUUUUACACUUUUUUCAAGACGGGGUUGAACGUUUCGCUUUCAACAGACGACCCCUUGCAAUUUUCUUACACUAAGGAGCCUUUGAUCGAAGAGUACUCUGUCGCUGCACAGAUAUAUAAACUUUCUGCCGUUGAUAUGUGUGAAUUAGCAUGUAAUUCGGUUAAACAAUCAGGCUGGGAAGUUUCAAUUAAAAAACAUUGGCUUGGGAAAGACUUUUUAAAAGGUGGAGUUGGGGGUAACAAUAUAGAAAAGACGAACGUUCCAGAUAUCAGAGCAAAUUAUAGAGAAGAAACUUUAAAAAGUGAAUUAGACUUGGUAGAUCAAUAUACCAAGUUAAAAAAAGACAAUACAUAG
Priceomyces carsonii is the source of this 2283-nucleotide messenger RNA. Its product is annotated as AMP deaminase. The coding region runs from base 1 to 2283 and encodes 760 amino acids. Gene Ontology annotation, molecular function: AMP deaminase activity. The transcript has a single exon. Gene Ontology annotation, cellular component: cytosol. Gene Ontology annotation, biological process: IMP salvage; AMP metabolic process. The record is from RefSeq and is a predicted model, not a curated record. NCBI's taxonomy places the organism in Eukaryota, Fungi, Ascomycota, Pichiomycetes, Serinales, Debaryomycetaceae.